GUUUUAGCUGGACGAUCCAGCGGACAGCUCAAGGAGGCAAGUGAUCAACAGGAACGCCUUAACCCGAAGGCGUGCGUUCGGGGUAUUCAGCCUCGGGUGGCGCCAAUAUUCACCAGCAAUGGCCUCUCAAUUGUCUUGCGAUAGCUGGAGGUGUCUUAUCAAACGAACGCUGAGCUGGCGUGGGCUUGACCAGUUUGCAUCCUACAAAUGUCGGCCGGCUCUCCUCGCUAGUGUCGCAGCACAAGGAUCUCUGCUCGUCAUUUUCGACGGCCUAAGUUGCGGAUCGCCCGGUCCGCCAGUAAGUGUCGGCGUGAAGUUAUGGACAGUUCCGUCUAUCUUGGUGUCUGGACGAAUUGGGACCACGGCAAAGUCUAUGGGUUAACGCUCACGACCGACCAACCCUGGAGCGAUGUGCUCGUUGCGGCCGCUGCCCUCGUUAUCACCUUCACUGCUACGCAGAUAUGGGGAAUCAUUUGCUUCAUUGUAUUUCGAGUGCGACAGCGGGCGGCUGGCGACUACGUCCACCACUCGGUUCAAGCUGCUUUGCGCAAUCCGGGGACACCAUCUUCGUUUGCUUGGGGCAUGCUGGAGAUUGUGUGCUCCCAGCGAGCGUAUAGCCUGCCGCGAACUGCCCCUGUGGCGACAGGGUUGAUGCAGGGCUUCAACAACCAACACUAUGAGUAUUCCAACCAUCUGCAGGACGGCAGCAGCGGAACCUACAAACCGAGGAAGUCAGAAGGGGCACUGCUCUAUACUUUCGCUCGGCUUACGUGUCUACUGCUGCUGGUAGCGGUGUUCUCAGCAGGCUUCACCAUCGUCAGCUUGAUCAGCAACCAGUUCGUCAAGGCAGCGGACGAUUCGGUUCUUAUAGCCAGCCAGGACUGUGGCUGGGCAGCAGAAGUCAGCAAUCUCUUAGACCUGGCGACAUCAGAGGCCAGAGACAAGAGCACCGUUCUGAUGGUUCCCAGCCGUGCCCGGGCCCAGAAAACCCGCCUCUAUGUGAGGAGCUGCUACGCCGAGGCGAAUGAUGCCGAGAUCUCGAAACAGUGCAACACUUUCAUCACACUACGGAUCCCUUCCACCAUGAAGAUUGACCAGCCGUGUCCAUUUCCUGGAGAUGGGGUAUGCAAGACAGGCGCAGCGCGGAUCGAGUCUGGCCCCAUCGAUUCCCGCACCGUGCUUGGCAUCAAUACACGGGAUGAAGACAGGAUAGUUGUGACAAAGACCCUGACCUGCGUACCCAUCGACGCAGAUAGAUGGUCAACGGGAUGGGUUGAAGGCGAGCCGUUUGGAGAGGCAGUCGGCGAUUUUAUCAACGGGUAUGCGGUGGGGACUCUGCCCUACGCGGAGCCGCCGGCGUCUGAGUACCCCUUUUUUUGCACCAAGUACGGUAUUCGAUACUCCAGUGACGCUUACCAAAUCAGGCGAGUCCCCAGCUCUCCCCUUCUGUUCCAUGUGUCCUAGGUAUUUUCCAUGUGGUUUCGGAGGCAAUUAACAGAUUAGGCAAUAGAUCGGUGGCUUACUUUCCCGGCAACGAGACCGGCGCUGUGGCCCCAUUCAUCCCUAGAGACGAACUUAAGGUCUCAGACGCUGACUUAACGCUUAUUGCACUGUCUCCUAAUGCCUGGUUUGAUGAGCAAAUUCUCGAUCCGUGGUUCAACAUUUCAUGGCACGAAGACUUGUUGGGUUUCGACGCUUGGUGGGCGCCAGAUGGCUUCUCGAUUCUCGGUUGUCUCGAGCAGUACCGAUUCUGCGCUUCGGGAUCUUGCUCUCAGCCUGACGCUCUGUAUCAGCUUCGAUCAUCACCAACGUAUGGCAUGGGGAAACUGACAGCCGGCCAAAAAGCCGUCGCUGAUCUCGUUUGGAAGUCGCUAUGGGCAGGCAAGCUUCA
Molecule: messenger RNA, 1891 nt
Organism: Canariomyces notabilis
Lineage: Eukaryota; Fungi; Ascomycota; Sordariomycetes; Sordariales; Chaetomiaceae
Exons: 2
Coding region: 319-1464 (381 amino acids)
Source: RefSeq, a predicted model, not a curated record